Molecule: messenger RNA, 1365 nt
Organism: Fusarium redolens
Lineage: Eukaryota; Fungi; Ascomycota; Sordariomycetes; Hypocreales; Nectriaceae
Exons: 1
Coding region: 87-1172 (361 amino acids)
Molecular function (GO): oxidoreductase activity, acting on the CH-OH group of donors, NAD or NADP as acceptor
Source: RefSeq, a predicted model, not a curated record
CCUCUCUUCUCAUUCUAUCUUUAACAUGUUACCAUCAACCCUUCGUUUCCAUCACCCGCCUUAACUCAGCAGGAACAUUUCCCGUGAUGUCUUCAGUCCCCCCAGGAGGUCUAAUCCUCAUCACAGGCGCUAAUGGCUACAUAGCUAGUGUCGCUGUGCAAGACUUUCUUCAGCGCGGCUAUCGUGUCCGCGGUACCGUACGCUCCAUCGAUGCCAAUACUUGGAUGAAGACGCAUUUUGGCCCCAAUUUCGAGCUAGUCGAAGUUACCAGCAUCUCGACACAUGGUGUCUUUGAUGAAGCACUCCAAGGCGUAGAUGGCGUGGUUCAUACCGCUAUGAACAUGGACAUGAACCCACAGAACCAAGCGAUCAUCGACGACACCAUCAACUCGAAUCUGUACCUUCUUCAAGCGGCGGCGAAGGUCCCUACCGUGAGGAGUGUUGUCAUCACCUCGUCACUAGCUGCGUGCGCUCUUCCGACGACUGGCGAACCAUACAAGAUCAAUGCGAAUACCUGGAACAUCGAUGCAAUUGACAAGACAUCCGAGCCGUGGGAUGGCCAAGGGAAUCCGCGAUGGCAUGGGAUCAUGCUAUAUGGAGCUGCCAAAGCACGUAGCGAACAAGCCGCCUUUGCGUGGGUACGCGAGCACAAGCCAUCUUUUUCAUUCAACACAGUUGUUCCCAACGUCAACUUCGGUAUCGCCGUAUCGCCCGAGAGCAUGAGCUACCGUAGCUCCGCCGCUGUGAUCGAUGCUGUGGUUAAAGGGUAUCCCGAUGCGCCGUCUAUUCUACCGUCACAGUGGUACGUCGAUGUCGAGGAUACGGUACUGCUGCACUUGGCUGCGCUGACACUCGACGAUGUCAAUAACGAGCGACUUCUUGCAUUCGGUGGGAGAUAUUGCUGGACUGUGAUUCUCGAGAUACUUCAUCGGCGGUUUCCGGGCGAGGUUCUGCUCAAGAAUGUUAAAGAGUCAGCUGUAGAUGCAGGAGAGGUAGACAAUGAGAGGAGUGCCAAGGUGUUGAGGCAGAUGGGGAAACUAGAGGGGUUCACGAGUUUGGAGGAAACUCUCCUCAAGGCGGUGAAGACCAUUCUUGUGAACAGGGAGAAGAAUGUGCCCAAGACGCGAAUUGACCUGUACUACGAUUCAUUGGCUAACGCCAAGACCCAUUGAGAUAUCGGCAGAAGAGAGGAAUGAUCGCCAGCCACAGAAGCAUUUAGGACUCUUGAGCACCAGGUUCAAGCUUUGUAACGAGAGAGAAUUAAUAUAAAUCAUGACUCAAAAAAUGGCCAGCUACCAGGCCAUGGGUAUAUGCUGCUUUAUGAGAGCCUUUUGCUUGGAACUAUUUCGAUUCAGGGUAGGUAUC